Messenger RNA from Cryptosporidium muris RN66, 2880 nucleotides. RefSeq lists its product as uncharacterized. The transcript has a single exon. The record is from RefSeq and is a predicted model, not a curated record. Lineage: Eukaryota; Apicomplexa; Conoidasida; Eucoccidiorida; Cryptosporidiidae. Bases 1 to 2880 code for a protein of 959 amino acids.
AUGAUACAUAAUGCAAAUCUAAAAUAUCCAGAAUACUCAUUUAUAGCAUCUUGUAAGGAAUUUAAAGAGCGUAUAAAUUUCUGUGAACAAGAAAUUUUACCACGCUUAAAAAGUAGGAGAAAUGUUAGGAAUGAAUUUAUAAGUUUAGAUAAAGAGAAAUCAACUUUAGAUAUUGAAACUAGAAGGUGCAUUUUGAACAUCUAUUCCGAACUAAAAAGGAGGGGUCUAUUAAGUGGUCUUACUAUAACAGAGAUAAUAAAAAAGAUUAUUGAAUUAGCAAAUAUAAAACGAACAGAAAAAUUGGCCGAAUUUAGAAAUAUUGAAAAUAAACUAAUCGAUUUGCAAGCAAUUAAUUUCUCUAAUUUUGUAAUAUUAGGGAAUAAUUUAGAUAAAAUUGUUGAUGAUCUUAAUAAAUCAAUGAUUAAAGUUAAUAAUUUAAACUUUUCUGCUGAUUCAAUAUUUGAUAAUAUUAAUCCUAGUAUAAUGAAAGAGGCUCAAAUAAUAAUAAAUCUAAAGUUUUUUUUGGAAUCUAUUCAUAGAAUAUUUAAGAUAUUAGAAGAGAUAUCAGAUAACCUUAAUUCAAAUACAAAAUUAAGAAGUUCAUUUAUACAGAAAAUAAUUUUAAAGCUAGAGUAUUGUGUAAAGGAAUAUUUAAAUAUCUCAAAUAGUAUAUCAGAUUUAAACUUUUAUAAAAUAAUUUCGGUGAAAAUUAAAGAGUUUUUAGAUAAUAUACAAACUUCAUUAAUUAAUGAAUUCAGUAAUAUUUUAAAAAUAUUUUGUAAUUGGGGUAAAUAUGAUAAUAUUGUUGAAGAUAUAAUAAAUAAGAAAUCUAUAAAUAUGUCUAAUAUGGAUCCUGAAGUUGAAAAAAAUAUUGAUAAUGGAAAAAAUAUAUCAUUGGCAUUUGCAUUAUGUAUUAUACUAAUUUUAUUAAGUGAUUGUGAAAAGAUAUUAAGAUAUUUAGAGAUGAAACAAUACAAAUAUAAUAUAGAUGAUAAAAUUACAACAUUAUCUGAAUGCUUAUAUAUGAAGAUUAUUCCAUAUUUAGUUUUAGAUAUAACCUCUAAUAUAAAACCUUUAUUUUUUUCAAAAAAUUGUCCUUUAUCAAAUAUUGAGAAACCUGAAUGGUUUUUACAAACUCUUUUAUCAGUAUUUAAUUGCCAUUCAAUUUUCUUAAAAAGACUUUGGUCAAAUUGGGAAUAUAUAAGUUGUAACUUAGAUUCUAUACUGAAUAAAUCAGAAAAUGUUUUAUUAAAUUUAAAUAUUAAUCGUUUAAAUAUAUUUUUUAAUGAAAUACUUUCUAUGGAUCCAAUUAAAUAUUUCAGCAUUUCUUUUAUUGGAGAACUUAGGAAAUUUAUAAUAUUAUAUUUGAAUAAAUUACUAUUUAAUGGAAAAGAUAUUGUCAGGAAUCCUAAAAUAGAUUCAAUAUUUGAAAAGUUUGUAGAACAAUGGUUAAUACAAUAUAGAACUUGGUAUGAUAUACACAAAUCUACUGCUUAUUUAGUAGUUUAUGAUUUAAUAACUAAUAGUAGAAUUGAAUAUAUUACAAAAGAAUCUAUGAACUUGAAUUUAAUAGGUGAUAUGAAAUUUAGUGAAUCUAUAGAUAUUACACAAAGUGCUAUUUCAUGGGCUAAAAGUGCAUUUUCAAUUAUUAUGGGUGAUGCAGAAUUAGUAGAUUUAGAAUCAUUUAUUAGUAAUUCAACAUUUCCUCCAAAUUAUGGACUUUUAACUUGGUUGUAUACAAUUAAUCGCAUAUAUAUUCAUACUGAAUUAAAAUUUUAUAUGGAUAAAUCUUUAACAAAUAGUUUUACUAAUACAUUUAGCACUAAGAGAACAAUAGAAGAUUUGUAUAUAUCUAUAUGUAGUCAUUCUAAAACUGUAAAUCGUGAGAAAAUUAUUGAAUGGUUUUCAGAAAUUUUAUCAUCUUUUGAAUAUAAUUCUACAAGUCAAUUUUCUGGAUCUCAACCUUUCUUAAUUCCAAUAAAAUCUUUUUCAAAAGAUAAUAAAGAAGAUUUUAUUUCAGUAUUAGGGUUUUCUAUAGAAGUUGUAGAACUUUUAAAUGCUCUUGCUAUGAAAUCCCGUAAUUUGAUUGAUGCUGCUAAGCAAGGAAAUUUAAAUAUUAAAGAUGAGAUAAUAUCAAUACUUUGUGAUAAAAUAGGGAUUUCAAUAAAUGAAUCUUAUUUUAAUAUUGUUAAUAAUAAAUAUAUAUCACCUCUAAUAGAAUUAAGUAUUAUUGGAAAAUUUACUGAUUAUAUUCAAAGUGAAUGGAAUUAUAUAGGACGAAAAAUUAGUGUAUUUACUCCUCUUGUAUGUAUAUUAAUUGAAUCUGUUGAAAUUGUCAAAAUAGCACUGCAAAAUCUUGAAGAUGAAUGGACAGAAACUUAUAAGGAUUCAAUUCUAGAUCAUCCAGAUAAUUGUAAAAAAUUAGAAUUUGGUGAAUCUAAAAAAUAUGAAUGUAAAUCAUGUUCUGAGCUCUUGAUAGAAUCGGAUUAUAAUGAAAAGUGUUCAAAUCCCACUUGUAAUCAAUAUAAUUCUCAAUUAAAAGAAAACCAUAAUUUAUCCAUUUCUAUUUAUCAAUCUUCAUUAAAAAAAAUUCAAGAUUUAAAGUCUUAUCUCUUAAAAGACUUACAAUAUGAAUUAAAUGAUGUUUUAAUUCACCCAUUAAAAGAUAAUGAAAUUAAAAUUCCAACAUUAGAAGAGUUAUUGAACUCUGAUUCUCUUUCUAUUACUGCCGGAGUGAUCUUUGAUGAUAAUUUGGCAAAAAUCAUAUCAAAUUUAAAAUAUGCAUUUAUUUUCUUUAAGAAAUUUUUAUCUAGUCAAAACUUAGAAUAUCUGGGCAAUUUUCUUAUUGACUUAAAUAUUGGUUCUAUUGAUAAUCAAUAA